AUGAUCUCAACCAAGCGUUCUUCUACUCCUUUCGCCGCCGCGCCGGAGUUGAGAAUCGACUUCGGAUCCUCCUAUAUUCCUAAGCGAAACUCCUUUGGACCUCUAGGAGAAGACGCUCACUUCAUCUCUCACUCCAGGAACAUCUUCGGAGUCGCAGACGGCGUCGGCGCUUGGGCGGAGGAAGGCAUCGACGCUGGAGAGUACUCCAGAGCGUUAAUGGCGAACUGCGCUGCCGUCGCGGCAGAGGAGACAGAUCCGAGGCGGAUUCUGACGGAAGGCUACUUGAAGACGAAGUACAUAAUCGGAUCCUCCACGGCCUGCGUAAUCGCUCUCAGGAACAAUACGCUACACGCGGCGAACAUCGGCGACAGCGGAUUCAUGAUCUUCAGAGAGAAGAAGCUCGUUUUCGUAUCGGCGACGCAACAGCAUCGAUUCAACUGUCCGUAUCAAUUAACCGGCGGAUUUUCUCUCAGCCUGCCGGUACAGCCUUGGGAGUGUAGAGUGGAGGUUUAUGCCGGAGAUAUCAUCGUCGCUGGUACGGACGGGCUAUUGGACAACGUUUUCGCUUGCGAGAUCGAGAAGAUUCUGAAGGAGGAGGAACGAGUUGACUCGGGGAAAUUGGCGUGGCGAUUGGCCGAGUUGGCGUUGAGCAACUCGCUCGACAAACGUCGAACGACGCCGUUUUCAGUUGGUGCUAGAGAGGCCGGGUUUUUGUGUGACGGAGGGAAGAUUGAUGAUAUUACGGUGAUCGUGGGAGAAGUUCAAGAAAAGGCAAAAUAUUCGUGA
Molecule: messenger RNA, 786 nt
Organism: Cucurbita pepo subsp. pepo (vegetable marrow)
Lineage: Eukaryota; Viridiplantae; Streptophyta; Magnoliopsida; Cucurbitales; Cucurbitaceae
Product: putative protein phosphatase 2C 55
Biological process (GO): protein dephosphorylation
Molecular function (GO): protein serine/threonine phosphatase activity
Source: RefSeq, a predicted model, not a curated record